GAGACCUUCACAAAUCAAUCGCCGCGCCGAUUCUCUUCAAAACUUUUCUCACUUUUUUUCCUUCUCCUUGAAACGAUGGCUGCGAAGAAGAUCAUCCUCAAGAGCUCCGACGGUGAAUCUUUCGAGGUCGAUGAAGCCGUCGCGGUCGAGUCCCAGACGAUUAAGCACAUGAUCGAGGACGACUGCGCCGAUAACGGAAUUCCCCUUCCCAAUGUCACCGGAGCCAUCCUUGCGAAGGUUAUUGAGUACUGCAAGAAGCACGUUGAAGCCGCGGCUGAGGCUGGCGGAGAUAAGGAUUUCUGUGGUUCCACCGAGAACGAUGAACUUAAGGCAUGGGACAAUGACUUCGUCAAAGUUGAUCAGCCUACUCUGUUCGAUCUCAUCCUGGCUGCUAACUAUUUGAACAUCAGUGGACUUCUUGACCUAACGUGCAAGGCCGUGGCUGAUAUGAUGAGAGGGAAAACUCCAGAGCAGAUGCGUGAGCACUUCAACAUCAAGAACGAUUACACACCUGAGGAAGAAGCGGAGGUUCGCAAUGAGAACAAGUGGGCGUUCGAGUGAUUGGAUUGGAAUCGGUGUUUAGGAAUCCCUAGUCUUCUUUUUAGAUGUGUUUAGCUUUCAAGAUUUCGGAUUGGCUUUUUCUUUCUUUUCUUUUGGUUUGGAGUUGUUCGUUGUCUUUAGAAUUUAAGAAGAAAAACCUAAUGUUUUG
Arabidopsis arenosa is the source of this 709-nucleotide messenger RNA. The record is from the annotation of a GenBank genome assembly. NCBI's taxonomy places the organism in Eukaryota, Viridiplantae, Streptophyta, Magnoliopsida, Brassicales, Brassicaceae.